Molecule: messenger RNA, 2836 nt
Organism: Filobasidium floriforme
Lineage: Eukaryota; Fungi; Basidiomycota; Tremellomycetes; Filobasidiales; Filobasidiaceae
Exons: 14
Coding region: 87-2477 (796 amino acids)
Biological process (GO): transcription initiation at RNA polymerase III promoter
Cellular component (GO): transcription factor TFIIIC complex
Molecular function (GO): protein binding; histone acetyltransferase activity
Source: RefSeq, a predicted model, not a curated record
ACUCUGUUGAACGACAUCCUGGACCCCUCAUUCUCGUUUCCUGAAAUGAUAAACCUCUGGUCAUAGCCCCAUAUUCUGCUUCCAAGAUGGAUGAACCGUCUCCUAUCCUUGAGGAUAUCAAACCUCUACAGGCUAGUUCCAGCGGAAGUGGGACAGUGUCGGCUUUGUGUUCGGCAUACCCUCAAUCGGGAGCUAUCGAUUUGUGGGCCCGACCCGGCGUGCUGUCCUGGACGCCCCAGGGACAGUUCGUAUGCCAUAGCUCGGGACAAGUCACCAUCGCCACACCAUAUCAUCCCGCCCCUCCUUAUGUUCCAGCCCAUUCUCUAUUAUGCCAGAAACCCAUCCCUCGUCCCCGCCAGAUCGUGAUCUCCGAUUUUACCGCAACGGUUCCCCCAGAGACGGACCAAGCUUUUCCGAUGCAUAUCAACAAGUUCAAUGUUGACCGGAUAGAUGCAGCGGUUGAGAACAAUGUGGAGGUUGUGGACAUAUACGAUAACGAUGCUGCAACCUUUUAUAGGCCAAGAUCAUACCAUAUCAAGGGCAUAUGUACCUCGCCGGCGCAUCUGUCAAAGUCGGGCAGCCCGAUCAUCGCCGUCCUCAGCUCCAGUUUAAACCUGGCUCUCUAUACCUUUCUUGGAGCGUCCGGUUCCAUCUCGGGUGCAGAGAAGAAGCUGGUGAACGUUACUGCAGAGCAAUUGCGUUUACAGGGCGCAAUACCUGAGCCGGGAAAUUUCGACGAGGCAAGCGAAGAGCUUAAGGCGAAUUACCGGGCGAGGUCGGCAGAGUUGAGGACUAAUUGUAUCGCUUGGUCGCCGGCGCCGUGUUUUGGCAGACCGGUCGGGUUAGUCCCAUCCGGGUCGUUAUUGGCUGUCGGGAAUCGAAAGGGGCAGAUACAAUUAUGGAGUGUGAACAACGACGAAGGAGUAGAACGGAUAUGGACAGGUGAUGUUGGCGGCGACGCAUGGGUCACGGAUCUGUGCUGGUCAGACUGGGAGCCGAUUGAUACUACCACUUGUCAAGCCAAGUUGGCAUUCGUAGCACCUGGGAAGGGAGUCCAGAUGAUUCGGGUGACAAGAUGCUAUCAGAACGAUGGGCAUCUAGACAUGCAGACAGGCGAGGUAGAGCGGAUGGUCCCUGCCGACAAAAGGGCCAUCAAGGGGAUGAAGUGGGUGCACGGAGUGUUGGUGGUGACGAAAGUGGGAAUGCUUCAAGUGCAUCUACCAGGACCGGGAGCAGGCACCGUCAAGACGUUGGUCUUGAGCAAGGUUGGGACUUGGACAGGGUGCACGAGUAUGAGCCCUUGCGGGGGUAUCGGUGCGCUUUACAAUGACGCCGCCCUCAUCAGCCUUUGGUCUGGAGAAGUCCACAUCGUCCGCAACCUGACCACCGACCCCGUCAUUGACUUGGAGGCCUCAAUCGCAUCGUCCCGUGCGGUAUUCAAGAGCAUCAAAGAGCUCGAUCAGCAGAUUGUCGAUACCCAACGAGAGAAGCAGGGCGGAGAACUUCGAUUCACCGAGCAUUUCACGGAAGACAUGACUCUCCGAAUGACAGGGGCCGACACGCACGGGACGUUGUUGGGCAUCAUGUUCGAGCCUAUGGCGCAGAACGAUCUGAGAAUGAUACGUGAUGGAUCUCAGCAGCACUGGGUGACUGUCAUCGACUUGGUCAGAACACUGGGUGAAGGUCUUGCGGUAGACCAUGAUGCAGGUGGAAUUCCUCGCGAUGCGUCACCUGCUUCGCGACUGUUACCAUAUCUUCCUCGUUGGUAUAACGGUCCAGAUGCCCUUGAGGCGGAUGAACCGACUGAAGACGUAGAGAUGACUUUGCCGGAGGAGUCUGAGGCAAAUAUGAACGAUGCGGACCAUACAGAUCUGCACAGAUCGUUGCGAUAUGAUCUCUUAUCGUCCGCUGCUGCUCGGAAGGAACAGCUUGCAACCGUGAGGCAGCUCUGGCAAUCCACGUUCAAGAACGACGUCGUCCAAGCCAUCAAUGCCAUUGCCCAGCGCACAAUCAGUAUCAAACGAGCCGUGCUCGACUUCUUCAUCACAAUUCUGCACCGGCAUCCAGAACUUGUGACCGACAAUGCUCCCUUCAUUGAAAGCUGGACAAUAUCAGUGCCAACGUCUCGAGGCCUGGACGAAGCAAUACUGCGAUUAGCCGCUACAACUGGGGGCUCGAAAGACAAGGUGGAGGAGGUGGAGACAUGUCCCAUCUGCGAGGAGCUACUCGUCUCGCAUUCCGGUGAUAACAGGGUCAAUGCUGAGGGGGAGUUCCGGUGCAGCAUGUGGCAUAUCUGGAAGCGAUGUGAUCUGACGAGACGAGUAAUCAAGGAUGGAGCGGUUCGUACAUGUUACACUUGCAGGAAACAGGUGUUGAAGCCGGAAACGGCUGAUCAGAGGGAGGGAGUAGAAGAUCUGGCUCAGGCCGUACUACGAGCUGCGACUGCUUGUCCUUGGUGCGGUAGCGAUUGGACUUGAAUUAGACAUUUUAUACAUGCGGUUACGAGGAUACCGGAUGAGCGCGUCCAAUCUGGCGAUGAUCUCAUGGGGCCUCGGCGAUCGGCGUUGUGCCUGACCAAGCGCGCCCAUCUCGAAUCUCGACGUGGCCAUCCUUGGCGAUCGACGAUACUACUCGUUACUUAAACUACUUGCAACGUGAAUUACUUGCUUUGCUUGUCAAGGUCUCUGGUCUAACCGGUAUGACUACUACGAGCACUCAUAUCUUAGCUGUACGGGAUCCCCAAUCGUCCACAUCUUCCAUAAUGCCCUAUCGAUCCGUCUUCAGCUUGAGCCCAACCGCGAUGUCUUUGGGAUGGUCGCUGUCCUUUCUGGUAAAG